Messenger RNA from Drosophila sulfurigaster albostrigata, 525 nucleotides. RefSeq lists its product as uncharacterized. The record is from RefSeq and is a predicted model, not a curated record. The transcript is spliced from 2 exons. Bases 109 to 525 code for a protein of 138 amino acids. Lineage: Eukaryota; Metazoa; Arthropoda; Insecta; Diptera; Drosophilidae.
CCUGUACCAAGCCAUUAAAUUAGCUAGUGUAACAGGUGAGAUUGUGAGAACUGCAUCGGUGGACCACAUAUUCUGCAAGAUCCGUUCUCAGAAUACUCUCCAGGAGGUAUGGAUCACGGAGCCCCAGUAGCAGCUGCAAAAAGGAACAACCCCGUCCCAUCAGGAAAGGUGGCCACAUCAUUGCUAAUGGUAUUACUAUGGACAAUAACGGAAGCUACGAUGGACAUUACAAACUACACGAACGCUCAGACAGUGACCAUUCAUAGGGGACUGGGAAAGUUACAGACAUCCUCAACAAAAUUAGUACAUGUAAUAGACCUUAAUCAAAUCCAGGAAGCACUAGACCUACUUAACAGUCACACUGAAGAGGGCCUAAAGCGUAGUCCGCUAUAUUCAACAAUACAUCAUGAGUUAAUCGCUACCACUAACGCACUCAAAACAAUAACAGAUUCCCCAAAUAAACGAAAAUCUAGGUCACUAAAUUGGUUAGGUACAGGUUGGAAGUACAUAGGCAGCAGAUCAUGA